AUGGCAUCGAUUGGUAAUUUUUUGAUAAAAUGGCUACUUGUGGUCGCUUUAGUUGCAAGUGUGUUUAUAAUAUUUUAUUUCACUUCUAUUCAAAAUGAACAGAAUGCUGCACGAAAAUUUCAACUAGUAAAGCAUCCGAAAUUUAAAUUGGAUAGUACGAUGAAGAAGAAUGAAGUAACAGUUGAAAAAUUCGCUGCUGAAACAGACCAUAUGGAGAGUGAAUUAGCUUCUGUUGCAUCACCUCUCUUGGAAGAUACUGAUGAAUAUUCCAUACAAAUAUUCUAUUAUCCAUGGUAUGGAAAUCCAGAAUUUGAUUACGGGAAGUAUUAUCAUUGGAAUCAUCGUUUUAUUCCACACUGGGAUCCAAGUAUCUCAAAACAGUAUCCAACAGGUUUUCAUGUUCCUCCAUUGGAUAUUGGUUCUAGUUUUUAUCCAUUCUUGGGGCCGUAUAGUAGUCGAAAUCCAGCAGUAAUUGAACAGCACAUGAAAUGGAUGUCAUCAGCUGGUAUAGAUGUUGUUAUUGUUUCAUGGUUUCCUCCAAGAAUCUCUGAUGAACAGGGACAUCCAUGGGAUGAUUUAAUGCCUAUCCUGCUAGAUAUUGUAGCCAAGUAUCGCAUGAAAUUAUCUUUCCAUAUGGAGCCUUACAAAGAUAGAAAUGGUGAAUCGCUGCGUACCGACAUCGAAUAUAUUAUUGACAACUAUGGUAAUCAUUCAGCUCUUUAUAGAACGAAACGGCCAAAAUCACGAAGAAGUCUCUUAGUUAAGUCAGAAGAUAGGCAUUCAUUGUUGGCUGCUGGAUUCGAUGGGAUUUAUACAUAUUUUAUAGCUAAGGGCUUUUCUUACGGUUCCACUCCAUCAUCUUGGCCUUCACUGAGCGCCUUUUGCAGGAAAAAUGACUUAAUUUUCAUUCCUUCGGUGGGACCCGGUUAUGAUGAUCGUCGUGUACGACCCUGGAAUGCAGCAAAUUACAGGGAUCGGAUGAAUGGCAAAUAUUAUGCAGACAUGUUUGAAAUGGCUCAUAUUGCAAAGGCAAAUAUCAUAGCGAUAACGUCAUUCAAUGAAUGGCAUGAAGGUACACAAAUCGAACCAGCGAUACCAUUCACUGAUAACAAUACCGGUUUUGUGUACAGUAGUUAUACUCAAGGGCCGGAACAGUAUCUUCACCAAACACUUAAUCUUAUCAAGAAAUAUUUCACUGCAAUGCACAGAAUUGCACCUGAAAAAAUUGUCAAUAUAGUUUAA
Messenger RNA from Acanthocheilonema viteae, 1242 nucleotides. The record is from the annotation of a GenBank genome assembly. NCBI's taxonomy places the organism in Eukaryota, Metazoa, Nematoda, Chromadorea, Rhabditida, Onchocercidae.